UUGAAUCUUGACAGCUAUAACUAAUAAUGUGUUUGUUUUGCCGACGCUACUAUUUUUCAUUGUAAAUUAAAUUAAAAUAAUCAAAUUAUUAUAAAAUUAAACGCCCUUAUAUUAAGUUAAUAGUGUAUGUUCCACGCAUGGGGCGUGUAAUAUUUAUAAGAGAACAGUUUUUGAAGUUAUAAUAUAUAAAUAACCUUAAAAUGUCUGACGAUGAAGUAGUGGCGGUGAAAAAGCCAAAACUGUAUUAUGGGUCUCUGGAGGAGCAGGAGAAGGCUCGUCUGGCAGCUCUGGCGGCUGCUGCCAGGGAGGGAGUCAAAGAAAGUGCCAAAGAAACUGGUGACAUACAAAUUUCCAAUGAAUACAUGGAGCUAGAAGAUGAGAUAACCAAAGACAAAAAGGCAUUGCUAGAGGAGUUUGAACGGAGGAGAAAAGCUCGUCAGUUGAAUGUAUCAACGGACGAUGACGAGGUUAGACGGAGUCUCCGGCAGCUCGGUGAGCCUGUGUGUCUGUUCGGGGAAGGCCCAGCCGAGAGGAGGGUCCGGUUAAGGGACUUGCUCAGCUAUCUAGGUGAGGACGCCAUCCACAAGGCCCUGGAAGAGGAGGAGGCCCGCCUGGAGAGGGACCGGGGCCGGGAGGGGACCUGGUACCACGAAGGCCCCGCGGCGCUGAGAAGGGCGAGGAUCGAUAUAGCCAGGUUCUCACUGCCGAGGGCCAAGCAAAGACUGGCCCAAGCUCGCUCAGAGUUGGAACUGGCCGGCAGCGUGCGAGCGGCCGCCAAGCAGGACGCUCAGAGGAAGGCCGCGGCUAACUCCAUAUAUUGCAGUCAGAUCGGUGACACGAGACCUAUAAGUUUCUGUAGGUUCAGUUCGGACAGUAAAAUGCUUAUAACAUCGAGCUGGUCGGGCGUGUGCCGCGUGUGGUCGGUCCCUGGGUGUGUGGAGGUCCAGACGUUGUUGGGACACACGGGGAACGUCAGCUCUGCGACCUUCCACCCGAAGGCGGUGAUGCCGCAUCAUCUGCAGCUCAAGGCGGAAAAGGGGGAGAAGUCUGAGGAUAAAUCCGAGGAUAUGUCCGUGGAUGUGUCGGACGCGUCGCAUAACGUCGCGAUGGCUUCCAGCGGGUAUGACGGCAGCGUGUUCCUGUGGAACUUUGUCAGCGAGUCACCGCUGGCGUCCUUGCCCGGCCACGGCCCGGCCCGCGUGUCCAGGGUGGAGUUCCAUCCGUCUGGUCGCUACCUGGCCGCCACGGUCUUCGAUCACUCGUGGAGGCUGUGGGAUCUGGAAACACAGACCGAGGUCCUUCACCAGGAAGGUCACGCCAAGCCGGUGUACAGCGUAGCCUUCCAGUGCGACGGGUCCCUGGCGGUGACCGGGGGUAUGGACUCUUUCGGGCGCGUUUGGGACCUUAGGACGGGUCGCUGUGUGAUGUUCCUCGAGGGUCACCUCGGCCCCGUGUUGGGGGUGGACUGGGCCCCCGCGGGUCACCAGCUCGCCACGGCCGCCGCCGAUCACCAGGCGAAGAUCUGGGACCUGAGGCGCCGGUCGUCCAUAUACACCAUCCCUGCGCACACGCACCUCAUCAGCGACAUUCGUUAUCAACGGACCCAGGGUCACUUCCUGUUGACCUCGUCCUAUGACCACUCCGCCAAGCUGUGGUCCAACCCCGCCUGGCACCCGCUGAGGACACUCUCCGGACACGACAACAAGGUGAUGAGCUGUGAUAUUUCACCCGACAAUAAGUACAUAGCGACCAGCUCCUACGACAGAACGUUCAAGCUCUGGGCUCCGGACAUGGCUUAAAUAUAAUAUUUUUUUAAUAAAA
This is a messenger RNA of Danaus plexippus (monarch butterfly), 1821 nucleotides long. It is a transcript of the gene U4-U6-60K, whose product is annotated as U4/U6 small nuclear ribonucleoprotein Prp4. The coding region runs from base 201 to 1799 and encodes 532 amino acids. Gene Ontology annotation, molecular function: protein binding; U6 snRNA binding; U4 snRNA binding. Gene Ontology annotation, cellular component: U4/U6 x U5 tri-snRNP complex. The record is from RefSeq and is a predicted model, not a curated record. NCBI's taxonomy places the organism in Eukaryota, Metazoa, Arthropoda, Insecta, Lepidoptera, Nymphalidae. The transcript is spliced from 14 exons. Gene Ontology annotation, biological process: mRNA splicing, via spliceosome.